ACUCAUUCCACUGGAAAUGUUCACUCAGGCGGCGUAUACCUUCUCGUUUCUGGUACACACAGACAACAUGUUACUCACCGUCCAGAGGACCGGUGAGCUAUUUGGAAAAUGAACGGUCGAUUAUUGUUGCGAGAAAAAGCUAUACUAAUCUUUAACUGUGGCACCCAAGAUUCCAUUUUUAUUCCGACACAGCCGAACGUGUUGUCAUGCACCUGUACUUAUCGCGCAAGAACAUAUUUAUGCUAGCUGACGGACAUUAGGGUCGGUGCACAAUACAAAAAACGUGUGAGGUGAGUGGGCAGAAUGCACAGUGGACCCUCUGGUUACUCCGCCCUGAGCACCCCAUUUAAGAAUGACCCCGAUCAGCCCCCUGCCCUCAUACCUCGUUUCCCCACCAACGUGACUGGUGCCACCCCGGCCAAAAGAAUCACCUUCUUCAAGAGCGGCGACGCACAGUUCGGCAGCGUCCGCAUGGCCAUCCACAACCGCAGCUUCAAGUGCUUUGACGCCUUGCUGGAUGACCUCUCCCAUAAGGUGCCCCUGCCGUUCGGGGUGCGCACCAUCACCACGCCCCGCGGGACACACAACAUCAAGCACCUAGAGCAGCUGGAGGACGGGGGCUGCUACCUGUGCUCUGACCGACGCUACGCCAAGCCCGUCGACAUGGAGCUGGCGGGCAAGCGGCCGGCCGUUUGGCACAACCACAGUCGCCCGCAGAGUUCCCGACGCAAACCCACGCGGCCCGAGGAGGCCCCGCCUGAGCACGGCAGCCCGCACUACUACCGGCACCCCAAGCGGCUCGUGCUGGUGAAGAACUCAGACCCGUCGGUGAGGCGCUCCAUCAUCCUGAGCCGCAGGACAGCGCGCAGUCUCCGCGUGUUCAUGGAGGAGGUGUCUGAGCUCAUGCAGUGCCACGUCAAGAAACUGUACACUAUCGAGGGCCGUAAGAUUGACAGCAUUCAGAGUCUGAUGCAAUGCCCCAAUGUGCUGGUGUGUGUGGGUCGGGAAUCAUUCCGGCCUCUAAUGUUGGAAUGCCGGAGGAACUCCGAGGAGAAGCUCCCGGGGAUGAGUGUCCGCUCACGCUCCAGUGUAUGCAGUGAUGGACAUGAGAGCAAGAAAAAUGUAAAUUUUGGUCUUGCGACAAAGAAGAGCAUCAUCCACCCGAGGUCAGAUUCCAGCAACAGGUCAACUAGAUUCUCUCUGUCGUCAGAGAAAUCGUACCCAAACGGACUCUGUACACCUGGCCAAGCUGGCUAUGUUGCAAACUGCCCUCAUGCAAGGGAAACCAUCAUAAACGAUGACAUUGAGAAGCGAGUCCUUGUCAACAAAGAUGGCAGCCUCUCUGUCGAAAUGAAAGUCCGCUUCCGCCUCGGCAAUGACGAGACUCUCCAGUGGUCCACGGAGAUAAAGAAAUCGCCUGGGACCACAAACGAUACCAUUAACGAGAAGGAAGCCAAUCCCCAUUACCUGCUGCAAGGUAAAGAGUCCUCAGAACAAGAAUCCAGUGGUGAGGUAGAAGAGGCUUAUGCUGAAAAAUCUCACUGUGGAAACAGCUGCAAUCACUGCCAGGAGUAUGAUAUAUGGAAGAACCCCAUGCACAGACAACACCACAGAUCAUCCAGGCACAUUAAAUCCUCCAGCUCUAGUGCAUCAUCCCAUAAAAUUGUCUGCAAGGAGGCGUCUGUGGACAGCAUUCGCACCAUCUCCCGCUCCAGCGAGGAAUACACAGAGCAUGUGGUGGAAAAGGCCUCGUGCUAUCAACAGACCCUGGAAGGAGGGGACACUAUGGUGGAGUACUGCACCAUAAGCCGCUGCUGCAGCCGCAGUGAAGUUUGUUCCAUGGCCACAACAUCAAAGAGCAAGAGGUCCCAUCCAGAGAGGUGCGAGGGAGAGAGUAGAAUGGUUCUCAAUGGUGAGAAAAGGCCACAUACACCAGAGUGGAAGCACAGUCACUCAGGGGUGUGCUGUGUUGAGGUAACCAAGGCAUCGGAUGCAGAGGAUCGCCCUGUCUCUGCGGUUAGCAACUCCUCAAAGGUGCUUGAGUCCCUCAAGGAGGAUCAGGAUGAUGACUUUGAUGACAUCCCACCCAGCGCAUCCAGGGCCUCCCAGUGCUCUCAGGGUGAACUCGAAGAGUCCAGCAGGGCAAAAAGUCGCACAAAAACACCAGACCAGCGAAGUGAAGUAUCUGCUUGCUCUGCUAGGUCAUUGAAGCACAAGGUCAAAAAUACGUCUCCUGCACCAGCAGACCAGCAGCAAAACAGUCCCAUUCCUAAUGCUAGGCCUAAGAGCACAGCAUCCAGAAGCUCCUCAAAAUGCCACUCAUGUCACUGUGGAGCAGCAUCUCCACAGUCAACGGCAUCUAAUACACCAGAAAAUGCUGAGGAGGGCGACAGACCCCAGAGCACAGUGUCAAAAUCCAGCAGAACCUCAAAGGAAUCGUGUAAAUCUCACAAAGACAGAUCACACAGUUCUGGAUCUCAAGCAUCAAACACCCUGUCUGCUAAGGAUGAAGGCCAGGAGGAGGAAGAGGAAGAGGAGAGAACACUAAGUGCCAUGUCAGAAGUCAGUAAAGGAUCUGGAAAAUCCAGUGUGUGUCCUCAUUGUGGUGUGUGUGACGGGGAGACUGAGAGUGCCCCCAGCCAGUCAGAAAAGCCAACAGAUAAAAUAGAAGAUAACCAGUCCGAUGACGAGGCUGAGGAAAAGCCACCCAGUGUCAGGUCAACAAGUUCAGCUGCAUCAGUGAAAUCUGAGAAAUCUAGCAAAUCCACAAAAUGUGAACAUCAUGUGUCAUCGAGAGGUGCCACACCCCUAUCAGACAAGGCAGAGGUUGAAUCAAAUGGUGGAGUGGAAGCAGUCCCAAACGACAGAGUGGAAAGUGCUCUAUCUAACCAUUCAAAUGCCUCUGCAGUGUCCACGAAGUCCAACCGGUCUGCUUGCUCAAACUGUCGAAGGUCAUCGUUGACUGAAUCGGUUGCAGUGGAAGAGAAAUCAGGAAAUGUCUCCUCAGAAAAAGAGUCAGUGGAAGAGGAAAGAGUUGGUAGCUCCAUGUCAAAUAAAUCCAUGGUGUCGCACAAAUCAAACUGCUCCACUUCAAACAGAGCAAAAACGCCCAGGUCUAACCAUUCAGGAAGUCCAGCUCCCAUUACUGAUGUUGAAGGGAGAGAUGGGGCCGCCUCAGCUCAGUCAAAUACUUCACGAGCAUCUAGGAUGUCAAGGAAGUCUCAAGGAGGUGAGGUCAAGCGAGCAGAGAGUCAAGCUUCUGUUGCCUCAGAACAACCUGAAACAGAAGAAGCCCCUGCAGAGAGAUCUGCUAGUGUAAUGUCAUCUUCAAAGCAGGCAUCCAUGGAGGAAAAACCAGGCACUGAUGAAGCAGCAGAUGACAAAACUGUGAACGAAAGAGCUACAAGUGCAAUGUCAAAUAGGACAGAUGCAUCAGUCAAAUCCCACAAAUCCCACAAAUCCCACAAAUCAAACUGUUCUACCUCAAAAAGGGCAAAAUCACCUGCCCCUCAGAGCCUUGCAGUCACAGAAGUGGAAGAAGAGAUUGAAAAGAGGGCAGACAGUGCAAUGUCCGCGAGAUCAAACAUCUCUGCAGCAUCGGGGAGAUCUGCUAGACCUCAAAGCAAAGCAUCAGAGAGGGCAGCAAGCCAAGCCUCAGCUGUAUCAGAGACUUGCCAACAGGAAACAGAAGCACCUAAAGAAGAGGAGAACUCAGGGGAUGACACAGCAAAAGCAGCUGAAGAACCAGUGGAGGAGAGCCGAGCACCCAGCGUGGUGUCCAAUGCUUCUGGCAGAUCAAGAGCAUCUCAUAAGUCAGCUUGUUCAACAUCAUCAAGAGCAAAAUCACCAAGGGCAGCAACCCCCGCAAAGGUCAGUAAAUCGAACGGAAAAUCACCUGAAGCAGAAAGAGAGAAUACCUGUGAUCCAGAGCCUGAGGCUGUUGCAGAGGAGAGAGCAGCCAGUGUCAUGUCUAAUAAAACAGAUGCUUCUGUUAAAUCCAAAAUCUCCACGAAGUCAGUCCUUCCUGCUCCAGAGAGGGCCAAAUCACCCAGGCCUAAGAGUCCAGCCAGGGUUAAGCAAGAAGAGAAAGAAAAUGAAGCUGAAAACAGACCAGCCAGUUCCUUAAGUGUAAAGUCAGAUGUGUCAAGAACAUCAAGACGGUCAAAGAGAGCGGCAAGUCCAGCCAAUCACUCUGCCCCAGAGGAGAGACCAACCAGUGCCAUGUCCAGGAAAUCAGCAAAGUCAUCCCCCAAAACAAAUGAGGAGACUAUAGCUGAGGAGAAGGCUCCUAGUGAAACAUCUGUAAAAGACGAUGCUUCAAACCAUGAAACAACAGAACCAUCAGCAGAAGGUGGGGAAGAGAAGGAAGAGAGAGCAGCCAGUGCAAUGUCAAACAAAACAGAUGCCACAGUCAAGUCCAGGGUGUCUCACAAAUCUACACUGCAUGCACCAGACAAAGCGCAAACAGCUCGGGCCAAAAGCCCUGCUCCAUCUGACAGGACGAAGGAGGGCAAGAGUGAAAAAAGACCUUUAAGCUCAUUGUCUGUGGGUACAGACGCAUCAAGAUCAUCCAGAAAAUCUCAGGAUAAAGAGGCUAAACGAUCUCCCAGCCCUGCAGCAAAACAGCAUGGUGGGCAAGAAACAGAAGUUGCCUCCAAGGAGAGACCCACUAGUGCCAUGUCCAAGAAAUCAACAAAGUCAUCCAAAAAUCAGCCUAAGGAAGAAAAUGAGGUUCAGGAAAAUGUGGCCAGUGCAAGCCUCAGUCCAGAAACACAUUCCAAUGACCCUGCAGAAGCAGAGGAUACAGAGCAGAGACCUGAAAGUGUGAUGUCACACGCCUCUGACAAACAAUCUCUCAAUGGUGCUCCAGAAAGAGCCACCACACCAGCAGAGCCCACCGAUCCCCCUGCAGGCCAGGAGGUCAAACUGGUUGCAAUGGAAGUCAACGAGAGGUCAAAGAGUGCCUUAAGCGUGGCCUCCCACACCUCCAAGAAGUCAGUCAGAGCGCCCUCUCCCAGACCCAAGACUAGCCAAAGUAAGACGAGUAAAGCUGAAGAAGAGCCACGAGCAUCCAGUGCAAUGUCCGGUAAUUCAAAAGUGUCCUCAAAGUCAAAGAAGUGUCAGUGUAAUCAUUCUAAAGAUACAACUCCGAAAACACCACCAGAGAAUGCAGAAGAGCCAUCAACACCUGAUGCUACUGCCAUAACUACCCCUGAGCCCGAUGAGGCCCGGGAAGAACCUGAAGGACCUACCACUAUAGUGACCCCUGACACAGAAGCACCUUCAGAGCAGAAGAGGGCAGAGAGCGUAAAAUCAACUAGAUCAAGCACAAAGAGCAAGGCAGGAUGUCUAAAGGUGAGAGAGGAUAAGGGUCCUGUGACCCGCAGUAAAUCACCAGCACCCGCCAAAGCAGAAGAGCCCUCUGCAGACAGUCAAACUGAGGACACAGGUGCAGGCAAAGAGGGGAAUGACAAUAGAAAUGAGAAAGCUGCAAGCAUGACCUUGAGAGAUUCUCGGCCAAAGUCAAGUGCUUCAGUGCGAUCCACCAAGUCCACCAAAUCACACAAAGACACCAAAACAAAUGAUGGAUCCAAGCAAGCAUCUUAUCUAGAUGUAAAAGGUCCCAUAACUGAGAUAGAUGGUAAGAGUGAUAACGGCAGUGUUAAGUCUGUCAAGUCAACCAGAAAAGCUAAGUCUGUGAAAUUUGAUAAGGACCCAGAAGAAGAAAAAAACGAGGAAAAAGCCCCAAGACCAAAUUCAGGAGCCGCAUCUGAUGCUUCACAGAAUUGCUCAAGCCCAGCUCAAGAACAACCAAACAAAAAUAAACCACCUACAAUACGCCUUGCUGCUACAUCUAGUGAUAGUGACUUAUCCAAUGCACUCUCUGCAGCGGAUCUCUUACGAGAGCUGUCUGGAAACACAAGGCCCGGGAGUAGAAUUUCACAAUGGAAUGUAGAGGUUGGAGAAAAUGAUAAACUUGAAAUUAAGAGUAAUAGGAGCAGCAAACACAAGAAAGUCAGCUCCUCACAAAGAGAUGAUCAGUCCUCUUUAGAGUUGGUGCAAUCCUGUUUACCAAAUGCAUCACCCAAUGAUGUUGUGAAUGAGUGGUUAAAGAACAUUUCAGCAAAUGGCCCAAUGUAUGAAAUGGAAGAUGAAUUAGUUGAUACUGAGGACCUACCACGGGAAGAAUCACUUGAGAAUGCUGAGGAUUUGAAUCAAAAUGCGGAAGAGAAUGCGGAUGAGCACUGUGAGGAGAAAGAGGAUACUGAUGCUUGUGGCGAAACAGCAACCCAGGCAGAGGAAUCAAAUGCUGAGACUGUACCUCCCAAACCUAACUCCGAUGCACCCCAAAAACAGCAUUUACCAAGACACUCCUCUGUCCAGGUCAUGAAUGCCCUUUUGAGCCCCAAGCUGGACAGAUGCAACAGCCUCCCGGAGGUCUCCCCUGUAUACGGCAGAAAACUCAGCAGAUCUGCCAUAGGACUCCUAGACUGUCUUGCAAAACUUAGACUCAUCGAUUCAGAUCACGCAAACACUCAAAACGCGAAAUACAGUGAGAUCAUGAGUAUUCUCCAAACACUCUGGCUAUAUGAGCCCACUGAGGAGGAUCAGAAGACACAGAGGGGCAAAGAUCAUGCCCCAGGUGAGGAUGAGGCAAAUCCCAGAUCAUCCUCCGGGGUGGAUGUCAGCAGUGGGUCAGCUGAGUCGACGAAGAGCGCAGUCCACAGUGGAGUGGAGAAAGCAGCGUCAGCACCACCUACGCUAAUAGUAGAACAACCGUCAGGAUUAGAAGAGGAAGCUGAAGGAGAAACCCCUGCUGAAACUGCCCCUGAGGAAGGGGCUGAUGCACCAGAGCAGACUGCAGAAUCUGAUCAAGAAGAAGACGUUUCAGACCCAGCUACUCCUGAUGUUGCUACAAGAGUGCAGGGAAGCCAAGAAGAUGACGAGAAGAGUGAUGAAGCUGAUGCUGAACAUGACGUCCCAGAAGGGGUGGCUGAGAGUGCUGAGAGUCUCAAAGAAGAUGCUGAAACAGUCGAGUCACCCAACGUCAGCUCUGGAAAAGACAGCAGAUCCGCUAAUGAAACAGAGAGCGAUCCACCAGAGUAUUCAAGCUCAGGCACACCUCCCUCUGUACAACAAGUUCAGCUGUCCAGGAAAGUCUCCCUGGACCCAGAUCCAACGUGGGUGUUGAGCCUGCUGAAGAAGAUAGAGAAGCAGUUCAUGUCUCACUAUGCCAGUGCCAUGGCAGAGUUCAAGGUACGCUGGGACUUGGAUGAUAAUGUAAUGCUUGACACAAUGAUUAACGAACUCAAAGUUGAAGUGCACAAAAGAAUACAAGAUAGCAUUAAGAGGGAGCUCCAAAAGAUUCAAGGUCGUGCCGGGAGGUCACCGAGACCACCGGUGGGUGACCUGUCUAAGGAGUUCUCCGUUCAGACUGAACAAAGGCGUCGGCGUUUGAAAGUCAUGCGUAACCGAUCACUCAAGCCAUCCAAAAGUGCUGACAUUGACAUUGACAUUGAUGCUGCAUCUGGCACAGAUUUCAGUGAUCAGCGCAGUGAGGAUGAGUACUGCCCAUGUGAAGCUUGUAUGAGGAAGAAACUGGAGGCCACGGAGAUGAUUCGAGCUGAGCUCAUACACACUGCCCCUGUUAUGAUGGAUUUCGAUCUAAGAAAAAUCCUCCAGGUGAAAAGGGAUCCCCCUCCAGCCCCCAAGGUAGAACCGCCAUCAGCAGAGCAGUCUGAGAGUCAACCUGAGACUGAACUGCAACAAGAUGAAGAGGAGGAUGGCAACUUAGAGGUGGUCCAGGAGGAACCUGAGCAGGAGGAUGCUCCAGAGGAGAUCAAUGUAGAGGAGGGAGGGGAGGAACCAAAUGAAGCAGGUGAAAGUGUGGAUGUGGAAGCACAGGAGGAAGAAGGAGGGGAUGAUGAAGAAACCGUUACCGGGGAGGGGGAGGAUGAGAGAGAAGAAACAGAGGAGAUGAAUGGGAAUCUUGAAACAGAAGAGGGUGAAGAUGAACAGGGAGCUGAAGAAGAGGUUGCUGAGGUAGAGGCAGGACAGGAGGUGGAUGAAGCUGACAAGGUUAAUGAUGAAGAUGAUGAUGGGGAUGAUCAAGAUGAGGUUGCAGAGGUGGCUGAUGGUUCAGGAGAGGAAGACGAUCUAGACAAUGAAGCAGAUCAGCAGCUCAGUAAGGAUGGAACCGAAGAUGAAGAGGCAAUUGCAGAGAAGAUACUAAUGGAUGACACAGAAGGAGACGUUGAUGGUAAGCAGGGUGAUUCCAGUGAAGCACUGGAGGAAUUAGAGGAAGAUGGGUUAGAUGAUGAGGUUCGAAUAGUGUGUGAUGAAGACGAGACCGAAGAGGCCGAAGAUGCCGAGGGUGAUGCCACAGUUCAAAGUGACACUAAUGAAGAAGCCCAGGAUCAGGACGAGGGUGAGGAUGAAGAUGAAGCCGAGGAGGAGACUGCAGUUGUGGACAUCAAAGCAGCUGGAGGGGAGACGUGGGAGAAGCUUCGAAACCGCCAGAUGACCAGAACAUCAGUUGAAUCACAGACAGGAUCGAUGGACUCCAUGGAGCUGGAGCUGGAAGCCAAGCAGAUUGUUCAGUCUGUUUUUUCAAGCAUCCAUGGUCAUAAAAUAGAUAGGGAUGAAACAGACGAAGGCUUGAAGACUACUUCUAAGAAAAGAAGCAGGUCUCCUGCAAGAGCCAACAAAUCAAGGAGACCCAAGGACAGUGACAUUAAAGUGGACUGAGUUUUAAUCUAACCAUAUACCAUAUAACUGCAUAACGCACUUUAAAAAAGGAAAGACUGCAUUUCUGAUUAUACUUCUACACAGGGCUGCCCAUUAUUUAUGUUAGAAACCAAGAUCUGAACAUUCAGUUUUGUAUUGUAGGGUGUUUCAGAGCUGGAUAUACCCACAGAAUGUACACUGUUUGUAGAAAUUGUGUUCAUCAUGACCUUUUAUGAUGUAAAGAUGUGCAUUAUCCAUAUUUUAUUUAAUGAUUGACAGGGGUUUUAGGAGUAUGUUGUAAAACAAUAUAUCAUUAAUGUCAUCAUAUAAAAACAACACAAAUGUUGAGAGAAAAGAGAGUAUUAUACUAACCAUACGUAUCUUUGCUGUAUGUGCAUAACAUGAAACAGUUUUUAGUGCUCUCAGAGGACAUGAAAAGUAAUGUCCCAACCUCAGGGAGUUUGGAUGAAACUAGGGUUAUUUCAACAUUUCAAAGAGUUUCUGCUGAAAUAUUUAACAAUUCCAGUUUUUAUCUUUGGGCAACAGAGAGAACUGCUAAUAUGUACAAAACUGCUGUGUUCAAAGCCAGACUUUGAUCCAGAACAAUGGGUCAAUUUACGGGUAUGUCUGUUUCCAGACUAGAGUUCUCUUAUGGUAAGUGUAUAUUUGUGACUCACAGGCAAGGGUCUCUGGAAAAAGAAAAUAUAAUAUUUCUUUCACGUGUCCCUUGACGUACUGUCAGUGUUACAUGCUGCAAUGGUUUGAGUGUUUGAAGGAUGUUAUGGAACAUACAUGUGCUGCUGCUUAAGUUCCCCUUGGUAUUUUACACCUUUAAACCUUCUGACUGUACUGGGAUGUACUGUAUGUAAAACAAAAUUGUCUGAUGUAAUAUUUAUUAUUUUAGUGUAAUUAUGCUCUCUGUCAUUAAAUAAAGUAUUUCAACUGAC
This is a messenger RNA of Clupea harengus (Atlantic herring), 9674 nucleotides long. RefSeq names its product rp1 like 1a (gene rp1l1a). Lineage: Eukaryota; Metazoa; Chordata; Actinopteri; Clupeiformes; Clupeidae. Gene Ontology annotation, cellular component: axoneme. Gene Ontology annotation, biological process: photoreceptor cell development; intracellular signal transduction; axoneme assembly. The record is from RefSeq and is a predicted model, not a curated record.